Messenger RNA from Anisakis simplex (herring worm), 270 nucleotides. The record is from the annotation of a GenBank genome assembly. NCBI's taxonomy places the organism in Eukaryota, Metazoa, Nematoda, Chromadorea, Rhabditida, Anisakidae.
CAAAAUGCAAUUGAAAAAAUGUGCGUCACACAUACAGCACUAGUGGAGGAGUACGGUAAUGGAGUGGAUCAUGACGGUUGUACGAUAACGAAUGCUGGGCAUGUUCGAUAUUGUGUUUGUCAAACUGACGAGUGUAAUCGUCUCACGAUCAACGAACAGGUCAGUGUUUCCAUGUAUAUUUCAUCGAGUGAGUAUGAGUUUUGCUCAUCAAAAGAUCCGAGUGGAUCGAAUUUAUCAAUUGUUUUUACUUAUCUUCGUUGUAAUUUGUAA